GAAGAAAAAGACACAAGAUCCGAUUACAAGAUGGCGGUCCAUGGCGGAUAGAAGAACGGCCGACAUAGCUAGUUGUUGUGUUUGUAGCAGUGUAGUUGUAGUUAUUCGGCAGUACAUGCAGAAAUUCUAUUGUUGUAUGAUUUUAAGCCAUUUUUGAAGUCAAUAUACAUGUACUUGAACUAUUUGACGGCAGUGUGGCUGGAACAUGCGGGUAGUUAUAAAGUUUGAAGCUUUGGGUUGAGAAAUACGUUUAAUUGAAAUUAGGGUGAAGCUGUGGCUGAGGUUAGUAAAACGAUGUCGGACACUCGGCGGCGUGUAAAAGUGUACACGCUAAAUGAAGACCGACAGUGGGACGACAGAGGAACAGGACAUGUUUCAUCCACUUACGUCGAACGAUUGAGAGGAAUAUGCUUGUUAGUUCGGGCCGAGUCUGAUGGCUCGCUUCUCUUGGAGUCGAAAAUCAGUCCAAACACAGCAUAUCAGAAACAACAAGACACCUUGAUUGUUUGGUCAGAAGCAGAGAAUUAUGACCUUGCACUGAGUUUUCAAGAGAAAGCUGGCUGUGAUGAAAUCUGGGAAAAGAUUUGUCAGGUCCAGGGUAAGGACCCGGCCCUGGAGAUCACCCAGGAUCCCGUUGACGAGUCGGAAGAGGAACGUGUGGAUGAGCUGCCAGAGACCAGUCACCUGGUGGAGCUACCCCCCUGUGAACUUGCCCGGCUGGAGGAAAUCGCCGACCUGGUGACGUCUGUGCUCUCGUCGCCCAUUCGCCGGGAGAAGUUGGCCCUAGCACUCAUGAGCGAAGGCUAUAUCAAGAAGCUGUUGCAGCUCUUCAGGACUUGUGAGGACCUGGAGGACCUUGAGGGCUUGCAUCAUCUCUAUGAGAUUGUGCGUGGCGUGCUUUUCCUCAAUAAGGCGGCCCUCUUCGAGGUGAUGUUCUCCGACGAUUGCAUCAUGGACGUUGUGGGCUGCCUGGAAUACGACCCGGCUCUUGUUCAGCCCAAGAGGCAUCGGGAGUUCCUCACCAAGACGGCCAAGUUCAAGGAGGUGGUCCCCAUCACAGACUCAGAGCUUCGUCAGAAGAUCCACCAGACGUACCGAGUGCAGUACAUCCAAGACAUCAUCCUCCCCACACCGUCCGUCUUUGAGGAGAACUUCCUGUCCACGCUCACCUCUUUCAUAUUCUUCAACAAAGUGGAAAUAGUUAGCAUGUUGCAGGAGAAUGAAAAACUCUUAACAGAGGUGUUCGCCCAACUAACCGAUGAAGCAACAGAGGACAGCAAGAGGAGAGAACUGGUGAACUUCUUCAAGGAGUUCUGUGCUUUUUCACAAACAUUGCAGCCCCAGAACAGGGAUGCGUUUUUCAAAACCCUUGCAAAUCUAGGGAUUCUGCCGGCACUGGAAAUAGUGAUGGCCAUGGAUGACCUCCAGGUAAGGGCUGCAGCCACCGAUAUCUUAUCCUAUCUGGUGGAGUUCAGUCCCUCCAUGGUGCGCGAGUUUGUCAUGCAAGAGCCUCAGCAGGCAGAUGAUGAUGUGCUGCUGAUUAAUGUGGUGAUCAAGCAAAUGAUCUGUGACUCUGACCCAGAGUUGGGGGGAGCUGUGCAACUGAUGGGCCUCCUGAGAACGCUAAUUGACCCAGAGAACAUGCUGGCUCCUACCAAUAAAACUGAGAAGACUGAGUUCCUCAGCUUUUUCUACAAAUACUGCAUGCACGUGCUCACUGCUCCAUUACUGGCCAACACUGCUGAAGACAGCGACUCAAGCGACAUACAAGAGGGGUCUACAAAAAUCAACCGAGUGUGCCCUGAUAAUUUCCAGACUGCCCAGCUUUUGGCUUUGAUAUUGGAGCUGCUGACCUUCUGUGUGGAGCACCACACGUACCACAUGAAAAACUACAUCAUGAAUACAGACCUGCUGAGAAGAGUGCUUGUGCUCAUGAACUCCAAACACACCUUCUUGGCACUGUGUGCACUACGAUUCAUGAGGAGAAUCAUUGGGCUGAAGGAUGAAUAUUACAACCGCUAUAUCAUCAAAGGGAACCUGUUUGAGCCAGUCAUCAACGCCCUGCUUGACAAUGGGACACGAUACAACCUUUUAAACUCUGCCAUCAUCGAGCUGUUUGAGUUUAUCAAAGUGGAGGACGUCAAGUCUCUCAUUGCUCACAUUGUGGACAAUUUCUACAAAGCACUUGAAUCCAUCGAGUACGUCCAGACAUUUAAGGGCCUGAAGGGGCGCUACGAGCAGGAGAAGGACCGACAGACCCAACGCUUCCGCAGGUAUCGCCGCGAGGCUCGACCUGUGGAGGACGAUGAAGAAAUGUGGUUAAAUGAAGACGAGGAUGACGAGGACGAGGCUGCGGAAGAGAAGGGCCGGUCAGAUGAGGACUUCCCUGAGAGUUAUGAGAAGUUCAUGGAGGCCAAGAAAGUUAAAGAGAGUGAGGACAAAGAAAACCAUCCAAAGUGGACUUCAGCUGGCAGCUUUAAGCUUACCUUGUCUCAUUCUGCAGGCGCUGCUCACGGAGCCAAUGGCGCCAACAGCAAAGCGGCCACUUCCACCUCUGCCACCAGUCCCAAUGGUUCUUCAGCCAAGGCAGCUGCUCUCCCUGCCACUCCUGUCGUAAAGACGGGGCUGGUAGGACUUGUGGAUUAUCCAGAUGAUGAAGACGAAGAAGAGGAGGAUGAGGAGGAGGAACAGUCGCCACGGAAACGACCCCGUCUAGGCUCAUAAAGAAGUAAAAAGCUAAUCCUGAGGUCUGGUGUCCCAUGGUGCCACAGUGUCACGGUCCACUGGACAAAGAUCUUCCUCACCACCCCUUAUCCCCCCCACCCACUCUACCUCCUGCUCCCGCACAGCCACAGCCGCACAGCCUGUGGACCGGAGGAGCUUCCCAAUCGCCCUCCUCCCUCCCUCCCCACUCUCCCCAGGACCCAGGCACACCAGCAGGGUUGUAGCACUUCCUCACCGCUACAAAGCUCCCUGAUUGGGAGCAAAAGGGGGGUGACGGGAGGGCCAGUCAGGCUAGCAGGACUAGCCCGCUCAGUGAUGGAAGCUUGGCAGGCAGACCCUUAAAAGAGCAACGUGUCCUUUUUACUUGGGUUGGGUGGAGAGAAUCAGGCCAAAAAAAAGAGGAGGUGGGAUGGCAGAUUUAAAAAAAAAAAAAAGAAAAAAAAAUGUUUGAAAUGAAAUGCAGCUUCUGAAAGGUGAGCAUCAGAACUUGAAGAAUGGAAAAGCUCCCCCUACGGAGGCUCAAGUGGAACUACAUCAGCCAGGAAUCUUGUAUUCAUGAGUCUAUUAAAAGUACUGUACAGCAGUUUUAUUUUUUUCUUUUUAAUUGUUUGCCUCUUUAAAUGAUUUUUUUAAUGGGGGGAGUCAAUUCCUGCCAGUGUAAUACUUUUGCACAAGAAGGUGGGACCACUGUUUACCCUUUUAAUCAGAUAAUUUGACUCAUUGUAGAAUAGUCAUGAUACUGAUUUUUAAUAAGAUGUAUUAAACUGCAGUUAAAAAAAAAAUCCUCUUGCAGCUGAUUGGCAGACGUUUGGGGGUCUGUUUGUGAUGUUGCUCGGUUACAGAUUUAAAAAGAUGUGGCCCUCUGCUAUGUCGAGUCUCCAGAAGUGUUUACGUUCUGAAGAGUUCCCUGCACCAGCGGUCGGCUCUAAGAACCCAGGCUCUCGGUAGUUGUGCUUUAGGUUUUCUGUGAGAUGUUUUCUGUAAGCACUGAUGGUUUCAACCAGCCUCUCCCACCAUGUAGACAUUCCUAUCGACAGAUGUAGCAAAAAUCCACACCAGAAAUGAGAACGUUUCAGAUUGAUAAUUAAGAAUUAAGACCUGUGAGGGCCCAAUUGUAAAAAAAUUCAAAAAAUGUCUAGAGCGCACUGUAGGUUUUUGUUUUACUCCAUGGAAAUUUUGUAAAAGUGCAUUUACUACCACUAUCUCCACUCUAAACCAUUUGUAUACAUUUGAUAUUUGGAAAGUUUUCAGAUUAAAUGUGAGCCUGGCAUUAAA
Alosa alosa (allis shad) is the source of this 3999-nucleotide messenger RNA. Its product is annotated as serine/threonine-protein phosphatase 4 regulatory subunit 3-like. The transcript has 16 exons. The record is from RefSeq and is a predicted model, not a curated record. Gene Ontology annotation, molecular function: protein phosphatase activator activity. Gene Ontology annotation, cellular component: nucleoplasm; protein phosphatase 4 complex. NCBI's taxonomy places the organism in Eukaryota, Metazoa, Chordata, Actinopteri, Clupeiformes, Clupeidae. The coding region runs from base 295 to 2724 and encodes 809 amino acids. Gene Ontology annotation, biological process: DNA damage response; protein dephosphorylation.